AUGCCCACGCAAAAGGUGCUAUGGAAGCGUGUCAUCGCCUUGCUCUGCGCCCUCAUAAAGCUGAUGGUCGCUGCAUUCAGCUCUGCCAUAGCUUACUGGACCACCGGAUUGCGGCGAUUGAUGAAAUCCGAUCUGGCUGCGUCGGAUCCUCCAGCCCGACUCAUGGCAACAAUACAAAUGGCGAAUAACGUGCUCGCCGCAAUGAUCAUGAUUGCCAUUGCCUCUACCAUCUUUGCCAUUUUGGGAAUCUACAUCGCAAUUCAUCGAACGAGUGGAAUUGGGCAAUGCAUCUACGGUUUCAUUGCCAUCGUAACCGGCGGCUAUGUAGCCGACCACGUGCAAGGCUUUCAAUCCUUGAUUGCAACAUUUAUUGACCCUGACGAUCUGCAGUACGACGGAAUUACCUACUACGGGAGUGUUGGACAGGCUGCUUACGGAGCCCUGGUGAUCAUUCUGUCCAUUGCUCUUUUAGUGAUUGUCUUAUAUGGCAAAUCGCGCACGGCACCCAUCGGACCUGCAGGUUGA
Molecule: messenger RNA, 525 nt
Organism: Penicillium malachiteum
Lineage: Eukaryota; Fungi; Ascomycota; Eurotiomycetes; Eurotiales; Aspergillaceae
Exons: 2
Coding region: 1-525 (174 amino acids)
Source: RefSeq, a predicted model, not a curated record